Loa loa (African eye worm) is the source of this 1977-nucleotide messenger RNA. RefSeq lists its product as hypothetical. The transcript has 15 exons. Lineage: Eukaryota; Metazoa; Nematoda; Chromadorea; Rhabditida; Onchocercidae. Gene Ontology annotation, molecular function: protein binding; intraciliary transport particle B binding. Gene Ontology annotation, biological process: intraciliary transport involved in cilium assembly; intraciliary anterograde transport. Gene Ontology annotation, cellular component: intraciliary transport particle B; ciliary basal body; ciliary base. Bases 87 to 1742 code for a protein of 551 amino acids. The record is from RefSeq and is a predicted model, not a curated record.
CAACUUACUGCUAUCGUUAGUUUUGAUAUUAUUGAGCAUAUUUUCGUUCUGUGCUCGUCUGGUGAGAUAGGUUUGCUGCGGAAAUAAUGUUGUUAUCCAGACUUCGACCAACUUGGAAGAAAUCAGAACAGAAAUUAAUGGAUGGGAAAAUCCCAGAAUUGGAUGAAUUUCUGUUGAAACGCGAUUAUACCGGUGCUAUGUCAUUAUUACAGGCUUGCGAAUUCCAAUCAAAAAAUGAAAAUGUUGAUAAGUUGACAGAGCUUUGGCUUGGACACUGUGCUUUCCAUGCUGGCGAAUAUCGAAAAGCAAUAAUGGUAUAUGAGAGAAUGCUGGUUAGAGAGAACUGUCCAGCGGAAGUGAAUGUUUAUAUCGCUUGUUGCUUCUUUUUCCUUGGCUUAUGUGCAGAAGCCAAAGAAUAUGCCGAAAAAGGUCCGAAGAGUGCACUCCAGAAUCGUUUAUUAUUCCACCUAGCACACCGGCUGAAGGACGAAAAGGAACUGUUAAUGAACCGCAGUAAUCUGCAAGAUACUACUAAGGAUCAGUUAUCACUUGCCGCGAUGCACUACCUACGUUUACAUUAUCAAGAGGCAAUUGAUAUCUACAAAAAGAUUCUAGCCAGUAAAAAGAAUUUCAUUGCAUUGAAUGUCUAUCUUGCUUUAUGCUAUUAUAAGCUUGAUUACUAUGAUAUUGCACUCGAAGUGUUGCAACUUUAUUUAAAUGAGAAUCCAGACAGUGCCAUUGCUAUAAAUCUGCAAGCCUGCAAUCACUACAAAUUAUACAACGGCAAAACUGCAAUGAAAGAACUUCGAAGGUUACAAAAUGGGAAAGCUUCAAGUUUUAUGUUUGUGAAGGACCUCAUCUCCCACAAUACAGUCGUCUUUCGUAACGGAAAUGCCGCACUCCAAGUCCUCCCACCGUUAAUGAACACUCUGCCUGAAGCACGACUCAAUUUGAUAAUUUUCUACUUGAAAAGAGAUGAAGUGGAAGCAGCACUUAAUCUGGUAAGCGAUAUUGAUUUGCAACAUUCAACUGAGCAUCUCCUGAAGGCAAUCACUUAUUGCAUCAUUGGUUAUCAAAAGAAAUCUAAGCAUCUGGAAGUGGCGCAAGAACACUUCAAAGUAGUCGGUGAAUCGGCUACUGAAUGCGAUACGAUUAUCGGCCGACAAGCCAUGGCGUCUUCUUACUUUUUAAGCAAUCGUUUUGACGAAGUGCUCGUUUAUUUGAAUUCAAUCAAAAUUUAUUUUCAUAAUGACGACACAUUCAAUUUCAACAUUGGCCAAGCUUUGUUAGCCUGUGGUAAAAGCGCAGAAGCUGAGGCUAACCUAUUGCUGGUUGUGGACGAAGAAUUGAGGCAAAAGCCAGCGUAUUUUCUUAGCCUUGCUCGGGCCUAUAUCCAGAACGGUAACAGUAACUUGGCCUGGGAAAUGUAUGAAAGGAUGAAGGACUGUGAUGAUAUCUUCAAAUUGCUAUCCGUAAUUGCGAAUGACUGUUAUGUGGUUGGUGAUUACUUGUAUUCGGCAAAAUCUUUUGAUGCCAUGGAAAAAAUUGAACCGAAUCCCGAAUAUUGGGAAGGUAAACGCGGAGCUGUUAUUGGUGUGUUCAAACUGGUCAUGGAACAGAGAGCGCCAUCUGAUCAUUUUCGCGAAGCGAUGAUUUUGUUGGAAAAGAGUAGUCAUCCGCAAGUUGAAUACAUCAGUAAUGUUAUCCGACGAUAUAUUCGAGAAAAUAAUUUGAAUCCAUAAUUUUCAGCGUAAUAUGUUGAGACAUGCUCGAAAUCAUGUUUGGGUGAUUGGAAUUAAAAAUAAUUUUGUAUAUUCCAAAAAAGAAAAAAAAUAUGUAGACGAUUAUGCAAAAUAUGUAGACAGUUGUGAAUAUGUAGGCGAUUAUGCAAAAUAUGUAGACGUGUUGAUUCUUAUUCGAAGGUAUUCCAACGUAUAUCGUAAUUAACAAAUUGCUUCAUAAUAAAUGUGGAAGGUA